GCCCUAGCAACCACAUCCGGGGCUCCGCGGGUGCCGGUUGCCCGGGUGACUCUCUGGCUGACUUGUGGAGGAGCUUAUGCGUGGGUCCGGAGGCCGCGGCCGGAGUUGGGAGCUGGCGGAAGGGCUCGCCAGCAUGGUCUGAGGGGGCGGAGGUCUCCAGGAGCCCUCAGCACCGCGUCUUUCUCACACUUCCCGGCCUCACGCGUUAGGCGUCCCCCACUUCAGCAAGACAGACGGUGACCGGGCUCCACUUUGUUUGCUCGCCCUGUUGCAUCUUAAAUAGAUCGCUGAGCUCUCUGCAGUAACUACUGAACAGUUCCCUCUCUCCGAGCCCUUCCCCCGCUUGCGCUGCAGGGAGGGAACCCUGGCUCGGGGCUCCUUUCCCUGCAGGGCAGACAGUCGGUCCACCCUCCGGACUCCUGGGCUGCUUUUCCUUGGACAGCCUCCGCUGCUCAUUUUGACCCCCGCUUUGCUUGCAGAAACGCGAAAGCGACUGUGCACAUGGUGAGACUUAGCCUUUGAUCUGGAUCUCUCCCCUGUCACCUUAGCUGACUACAGUGCCCAAAGGCAGAAUUCUGCCUCGGCCGGUUCCCAGGAAGUUUCAGCCUAAUAAAAUAUCCCUGCACGGCUCUCUUCCGCAGGUUCAGGGAUAGUGAAUACCUAAGACACCACAAAUGUUGGAAACAUAGCAAUAUCGUCUCAGAUCUCCAGAUACCUCUUCCGAAAACAGCACUGAAAUCCCAAAUCAUAAGUCUGAGUGUAAAGCACCCUUUCUUAUCUCACAAGGCUCUGUCUUUAACAGCAGAAAAAAGAAGUGAGUGCGCACACACACACACGCCACGCACUCAAACUGUAACUUCCAUCGCAGAGCUUACCGUGGAUUUCCCUGGUCAAAACCACUCUGUUGGUUUGGAGCCCGCCCGUUAGACUUCUCAGUGAUAAACAGAGAAUCCCGACCUAGAAUGGUCACUGCUCGUACUGAGUAGGAGCUACAGAAGUUGUAGCUGAGAACACGUGUUAGUCCGCAGGCUGCAAAGGGAUGGCUUGCAAGAGGAGACGGUGAGCUUGCGUGGUGUGGAUAACUAGGACAUCUGGCUGUUGCCUAUGGCUGCCUGCCCACCACCUCUUGGUUUGGGGAUAUUAGGCUCCUAAAGUUAGUCAAGUGUGUCUUUAUAUUAGAACGAUGCCCACCGGUUAUAGUGAUUGGCCUUCCCAAGGAUCCUUUCCUUGACAGCUACUGCUGAUUUCGGUGAGAGAGUCUGAGGACCCCGGAGCUAACUUCUGCUCGGUGAAGAUGCCAUUAGUUGUGUUGGGUACCCCUCAGUCCAGUGAGUGUGGCACUGAGUAUGGUUAAUCCUCAUCCACAGUAUUUCACUGCCCAAGGCCAUACACGGGAUUAAUCGUUCCGUGAUUUCUACUGCGCUGAGGGAAGUCAGCAUGCUUGUCUCUGUGAAAACAUAGGAAGCUGCUUCAGCUGGUGGUAGAAAAAGUGGAAUUCUUCCUUCAUUUUAAGGAACAGCAGCCAGUGAUCUUUGGAUUGAGGGGGAAAAUUUGAUGCUAACUGAAAGAUCUUAUUUUAAAAAAAAAAAGAUGUAUUGAUUUACUUAUUUGAAAGGCAGAGUUACAGAGAGGCAGAGAGAGGUCUUCCUUGCGCUGGUUCACUCCCAAAAUGGCCACAAAUGCUGGAGCUGAGCCGGUCUGAAGCCAGGACCCUGGAGCUUUUUCUGGGUCUCCCACACAGGUGCAGGGGCCCAAGGACUUGGGCCAUCUUCUGCUGCUUUCCCAGGCCUUAGCAGAGAGCUGGAUUGGAAGUGGAGCAGCCGGGACUAGAACCGGGGCCCAUGUAGGAUGCCAGCACCCGCCACCACAGAACCGCGCCAAAAUAUCUUAUUUUAAACCUGGCCCUGCUUAGGUGGUGGCCUGUUUUUCCCGUCCUUUCUUCUUUGCUGUAACUCCCCUCCCCACAAGCCUGGGACAUUCUGCCUGCUCACUCUGUUAGAAAGAACAGAAGAUUGCUGCUUUUCUCUCAGUUGGCAUUUGAAGAGAUAAGAAAAUUACACUUAGAUAUGGAGGUCACCUGCUUAUUUACCAUUACACUAUCAUUGGCUCUUCUGCUUUUGAAAAGUUGGAUACUCCUUAUUCGCAGGGCUAGUGGGGAAUUCUAGUAGUCUGUCAGUGACCAAGAAGGGAAGGAGGCAACCAGUUAAAGGGUAUUGUUUUUUAAUUCCUCUCUGAAUCAAUUAAUUGUGUGUGUAGCCAACUAUCUCUGGUUUAGAUGUUGAAGACUGUUGCUUGUCAAUGUUAUUUUCUGGAGGAUAGAAGAAAAUUCUAUCUUCAGAUCUUUUCUCUGAAAAUUCUGGUGAUAUCUCAAAAAUCGUAUCACUGUUUGCUUCUCUUUUCAUGGAGAGAGAUCUAGCAUGCUGAUCACACAUUGUAAUCGCUCUGGAAACAAGUCCUGUAUUGCAAUAGGAGGAUGCUAAAUAAUGGAACAUUGUAAGAAGCCCCCAACUAGUGCACUAAGCGAAGACGUACAGUGGAGUUACUAGAACUGCGUAGCAUCUGUCGAAAGCUGUACAGUGGGCACAUGCACAUUUCAUUCAGUUACACACAGACGCCACCUGUACACCUGAAGAAUACAGUGAGGGGAGGGCUCUCAGGAUCACUAGUUUCUAAGGACAGGAGACAGGGUUGGCUUUUGAUGCUCGGAAUGCCCAGACCCCAUUCCAGAGUGCCGGGAGUUUCUGUCAUCAGCCUGUCAACCCUGGCUGCUGCCUCUGGGGAGUAAACCAACAGAGGAGAGAUUUUUUUUUUUUUUUUUUUUUUUUUUUUGACAGGCAGAGGGGACAGUGAGAGAGAGAGAGACAGAGAGAAAGGUCUUCCUUUUUGCCGUUGAUUCACCCUCCAAUGGCCGCCGCGGCCGGCGCGCUGCAGCCGGUGCACCGCGCUGAUCCGAUGGCAGGAGCCAGGUACUUAUUCUGGUCUCCCAUGGGGUGCAGGGCCCAAGCACUUGGGCCAUCCUCCACUGCACUCCCAGGCCAUAGCAGAGAGCUGGCCUGGAAGAGGGGCAACCGGGACAGAAUCCGGCGCCCCGACCGGGACUAGAACCUGAUGUGCUGGCGCCGCAAGGCGGAGGAUUAGCCUAGGGAGCCGCGGCAACAGCUCAGAGGAGAGAUUUUAUUCUCUCUCUUUCUCACGCUGAGUAGAUACAUCAUGUUAAAUAAACAAAAGUAGAGGUGUUCCCCUAAGCGUUUAUUCUGAUAACUGAGGGAAGCUUCCUCUAUGACCCUGUCACUCUUGCACUAUUGCCACUUGUGGCACACUGACUGGCUGAAGUCUGUUUCCUCAUCCGAGCCCUAUGAGCUUAGCGAGGCUUGCCCCAGUUUUGCAUAGUGGCGGGAGCGUGCUCAUUUAGGAAACUCACAGACGUGGAUAUCAGCGUAGGUAUGGGCGUAAAGCUUUAGUGAGGUAGAACUGGUUAACUGGCUUCAGCUGUGAUUUCCCUCGCUGUUAUAUUCCGCACUCUUAGCAGCAGCACUGUUUCCUGCCCUAGCCCUGUGGUUGAGCUCAGUGUUAGUUCUACCACGACCCCAUUGGUUACGCUCCCUAUGAGAACUCAUUUUUCUCACCUCCUUAGUCCUGCAUGCCUUCCUUUGAGCCCCUAUUUAAGUCUGCCUUCAGUUACUGCCUCUGCAUGUCUGGUUCCCAUGAUAAGUCAGAUCCUUUUUAGGAGACUGAACUUUGGACUGGUUUUAUUCUCUCGCAGCACCAGGAAACUGAAUAACGUGGCUUGGAUUAUAAAAAUUUAUUAUCCACUACACACCUGGCCCGUUCCAGAAUCCAGCAACGGCUGCUGCUUAGGGUCAUGGAACAGGCAGGGUGAAGUGGAUGUAGUGUCUGUCUGGAAAACAGUGAGCACUCGAGUGCUUGAAGUUUGGAAAGUGGUUGAUUCUGUCAGAGAGUAAGCGCUUGGCAAGAGGCGAGUAACUUACUACCCUCUAGAAACUCUGAAGGGAAGAACGCCAGCGUUAGGUUUCGUAAUAUUGGUUUAAAGUUGGCUGUUAGAGUUACACAUUUUUUAACUAUGAAAGGAAAAAAACUGAACUUAUUCAUAAUUAAGUUACCUAGCGGGAGCACUUGGCAUUUUGAUUGAUGUCUUUUUUCUUCAUGUAUUUAACAAGAACAGGUUGUCAUUGAGAACUUGCUGCUUGUGACACCAAGCUCUGUAGGAGUGAGUAGCUGUGAACCGCUAACCUCAUAGAGUUUUCAGUAGAUACUGUAUUUGUUGGCAUAUUGUUUUAUGUUUUCUCUGCUUCCCUUAAUAUAUCAUGGAAUUUUCCUCAUGUCAUGAAUGAGUCUCUAGUAUGUUUAAUUGUGUUUCAGCCUAUAGGUAUUCCUUAAUGUAUUUCACUAACCCUUGUCAUUGUACAUUUAGGCCAUUUCCACUUUUGAAUGUAAUUAUGUAACAACAACGUGAAGAAUAUUCUGGUGUGAUAGGUAGGUUCCAAGAUGCCCUCACCCUUGUGUAAUUCCCUCCCAUUAACAAGAUCACGCCCACAUUCUGUUAUGUUACAUGCAAAGCAGUCUGAUGAUGGAAUUAAGGCUGCUAAUCAGUGGAUUUGAAUUAAUCAGAAGGAAGAAAUCUGAGUGGGCCUAACCUACUCACUCAAGCCCUUUAGGAGCAAGCGGUUUUCUCCGGCUGGUGUCUGUGCAGGAGGUCAGAGAUUCAAAGUGUGAGAGAUUCUGCGGGAGAAUGUUCACUGCUGUUGAAGUGAAGAGCACCUCCUAAGCGAGCUGAAAGUGACCUUAGCAAACAGCCAACACCAAAACCCAGAGCCCUCGACCCCACCACAGCGAGGAGCUGAAUUCUGCCACCAACCUGAAUGAGCUUGACAAAAAUUCUCCCCACAGCCUCCAGAUGGGAGCCUGGCCUCUGCCUGACAUCUUGACUCAACCUAAGCAGAAUUCAUAAUGGCCUGUCCUUCCAUGGAGGACUGAUGUUGCGGGGUUUUUUGCUUUUGUUUUUUAAGUUUUGGAUAGACACUAGAAAUGCUGAGCUGGCCUGGUUCAGGGAGCAUAGACUUUGUAACUGUGGAGGAGGCCCCAUCCAUGUGACUCAAGGAUACGGCUGUGUAGCAGUAGCAAGAAGAGUGUGCACUUGACAUUUAGACACCUGGACUCCAGGCUGGCUCAGCCACAUUAUCACUGGAGACAAGAUACACUGCAUGUUCUAGAAGUUCUAGAAGUUCUACCCAUCUCUUUUCUACCCUGAAGAGAGUUGGAAAUGAAUGAGUAACAUUUUGCAUGAAAAUUUCUGAACGAUGUUUCCUCUUAUCUCUGGGGCCUCCUGUGGAGAAUUAAUAGAAGCUUGAAUGUGUGCAUGGAUAAAAUGGAUCAUCUUAAAGGAUUGAAGUUCCAAAAAUAUACCAGCAGGACUGGACAGGUUUGACAUAAUGAGAUUUCUAUUUUAACUCGACUCCUGGAACUCUGAAUAAACUAUAAACUGAGCUGCACAAGGUCCUGGGGAGGAAAGUUCUCUUCUCGUAUAUUCUGCUUGUAUUUAACAUUGUUCUUCUUGAGAGCCUUUGGAAAAGUAUAUUUAUUCAUAAGUUUACUGAGGGAAAAAGCUAUUAGAUAGAUACCAACUUUUAAUAAAUGUAGUGAGCUAGGAAGCCGCAACCUGUAUCAUCCUGGAAAACGAAUUUAAUUAAAGAAACAGACAUCAGAAAGUAAGAGAUCUCUCCUAAGCAGCAGUGGAGAUGGCAGAAGCUCCUGCAGACACCCCAACCCUUCCUGUAACAGUGAAGAAAAAGAAAAGUCUGUCCAUUGAGGAAAAGAUUGACAUCAUAAACGCAGUGGAAAGUGGCAAGAAAAAAGCAGAGAUUGCAGCUGAGUAUGGAAUAAAGAAAAAUUCACUGUCUUCUAUCAUGAAGAAUAAAGACAAAGUUCUAGAAGCCUUUGAAUCUCUGAGAUUUGAUCCAAAGAGAAAAAGACUGAGGACUGCUUUUUACACUGAUCUGGAAGAGGCGUUAAUGAGAUGGUAUCGCAUCGCGCAGUGUCUGAAUGUACCAGUUAAUGGUCCAAUGUUGCGUCUAAAAGCUAAUGAUUUUGCCCAGAAACUGGGCCAUAAUGAUUUUAAGUGCAGUAAUGGUUGGCUGGAUCGCUUUAAGUCCAGGUAUGGUUUGGUAUUCAGAGCUCAACCUGCAGAAGCUACAGGUGUACCAGUAGACCCUUCGACUGUCUGGCAACAAAAUGUACUUCCUUAUUAUUUAAACGAUUAUCAACCUAAAAAUGUUUUUAAUAUAAAAGAGACUGGGCUGCUUUAUCGAAUGUUACCUACAAAUACCUUUGCAUUUAAAGGAGAAACAUGCUCUGUUGGAAAGUUAUACAAAGACAGAGUAACUCUGGUGAUUGGCACAAACAUGGACGGCUCAGAGAAGCUUCCUUUGCUUGUCAUUGGAAAAAACAAAAAUCCACAUUGUUUCAGAGGUAUAAAGUCGCUGCCUGUGCAUUAUGAGGCUAACAGAAUGGCAUGGAUGACCUCCGAUAUAUUUGAGCAGUGGAUGCAGAAACUUGACGAGAAAUUUCAAGCGCAGCAACGCAGAGUGGUGAUUUUUGUGGAAUCUUUGCCGGCACAUCCAGAGGUAAAGAAUCUCAAGUCCAUUGAGUUAGCCUUCUUUCCGUCAUGUUUAUCUCCCAGAUUUAUAGCUAUGAAACAAGGUGUUAUUAAAAGCCUUAAGAUCAAAUAUCGGCAUUGCCUUAUCAAGAAAUUUUUAAGUUCCGUUGAAGGCAGCAAAGAGUUCAUGUUUUCGCUCCUAGAUGCAGUUGAUACGCUGCACCUCUGUUGGAGGGCUGUAACCACAGAGACUAUUGUUCAAAGCUUUGAAGAGGCAGGAUUCAAAUGUCCAAAGGAAGAAAGUGAGGCGCCAAGUGCAGAGGGAGAGGCUCCUCUUGACUUUGUUGCUCAGGCGCUGGGCACUGAGGCAGACUUCCCUGAAGGUUUGUCUGUAGAGGAGUAUGCUGCCUUGGACGAAGAUCUGGAGACGUGCGAAGUGGCACCAAAUGACGAUUCCGUAUGUCCCAAAGAGAGUAAGUCUGAUGAACCUGGAUGCUGUACCUCUGAUGAAGAGGAGGAGGAAGCAUCUCUGGCAACGGAACUUCCUGCACCAUCACAAAAUGAGGCCUUAACUGCUUUAGAUACUCUUAAAAAAUUUCUUAGAAGUCAAGACAUGAAUGAUGGACUUCACAAUUCUUUAGCAGACCUUGAAAAUUUUCUUAACUCUUUAUCACCUAAAUAGUGUACAACUUCUAAAGAGUAAUGGCUUGCCUUGUCCUGCUGUAUUUUACUAUAUAAAGUACGUAAAGGAGAAACACAAACAUAAAAAAAAAAGAACUAAUGAUUUUUGGUUUAAUUUCAAGUCUGUAGUCUAAAUACCAAAACUCCCUAGUAAAUUAUAAAUAACUUAAAAAUUCAAAAGUCUAUUUAGCAAGGCUUGAGGGAUGUAGAAAAUAUAUUUCAGAGGCCUUGAACUUGACACUUGUGUGUCGUACGUGAACAGAAUCCUGCGGCUAUCUGAUUCGAACACAUUGAAUUGAUGACUGUGAUUUUCUUUGUGUUUUUUUUAAAGUUCAGAUUGUGUUUUAGGAUAUUUUAAUUUAUCUACUUGGUGUAAGAAAUGAAGUGUCUAUCAAUAGAUAUUUAUUUUUAUAAAGACGUGCUAUAUAUAUCUAAAAUAGACUUAAGUGUCAAAUAUUAAAGUAGUCUUAAAUUAUGUUUCUUAUAACUGACUAACCUUCCUAAUAAGGAAACUUGAGAAGCUACUAGAAAUAAAAUCUGGCCUAACUACACACCUACUGAUUAAAAAUACAUGUCUUACCACUUUCAAGAUAGUGUAUAUAAGGCCAAAUGAAAGGCUAAGACUCUGAGAAUUAUUUGUCAUCUGUAACCAGAAGCUAUGAUUCUUUCCUAAAUAUUUAUAUGUGUAUGUGUGUGUUUAAAUAGAAAAAUAUUUUAUUGAAACAUUUAUUAAACUUUAUGAUAUUUGCAUUUUAAUGAUAUUCUUAAAAACUAAAUGUGAAGAUAUGUGUGCAGUUACUAAAAAAAAAAAAAAAAAGCUGUGCUUUUUUUCUAAUCAUACAGCCCAAGCUUUUAAUCUAUAAUAUUUAACUAUUUCUUGAUUUUACUGCAUUUUCUUUUCAGGAAAAACUAACCAUCCUUCCAGCACAUUUUGAUCUGUUUAACGUUUUUUUAAAAAGUUAAUUGGUAACAUUUUGAAUUAAAAUUAUGUUUGAGGAAGUUUUGUGUACAAAAUGUUUAAGAUAUGAAAUUAUCUCUGCCUAUAAAAGUCUUUUUUUUUUUUUUUUUUUUUUUGACAGGCAGAGUGGACAGUGAGAGAGAGAGACAGAGAGAAAGGUCUUCCUUUGCCAUUGGUUCACUCUCCAAUGGCCGCCGCCCCUGGCGCGCUGCGGCCGGCGCACCGCGCUGAUCCGAUGGCAGGAGCCAGGAGCCAGGUGCUUUUCCUGGUCUCCCAUGGGGUGCAGGGCCCAAGCACCUGGGCCAUCCUCCACUGCACUCCCUGGCCACAGCAGAGAGCUGGCCUGGAAGAGGGGCAACCGGGACAGAAUCCGGGCCCCAACCGGGACUAGAACCCGGUGUGCCGGCGCCGCUAGGCGGAGGAUUAGCCUAGUGAGCCGCGGCACCGGCCUGCCUAUAAAAGUCUUUAAGCAGUAGAAAAUUCUAAAAAUAUGUCAGACUUCCAUUUUUAAAUUUUAAAUAGUAUGCUUAUUUCACUUACUACAGCAAACUUAGGGUCCUAUUUGAAAAGUAUUUGUAAAAGUGUAAAACACACAGAUUAUUUAUGAUGAAUACUUACAUGACAGUACUAAUGCAUUUGAAGGAAAUGUCUAAAAAGUAAAUUAAAAAAUUAGAUACAAAGGGAUAGCACUUUAAAAAAAAGGAAGGAAAUGUAUAUAGAAAGCAUUUUUCUUUUCCACUGUUGAUUUACUCUGCUUUUGAGAUUUUUAACAAUAAGCCUUUUAAGAGGUUUAUUAUUAAAAAGAACUUUUGUCAAAGUAAAAUUGGAUUAUUUAAAUUUGAAGCAUUUUAUUAGUGAUGUAAAAUUUUCAUUUGGUAGAAUCAUGGACCUAAAGAGUUCCACUUGUAACUAUAGUACCUGGCAUAUAUUGAGUCCUCAGUAUGUUUUGUUUUUUUUCUUUCUCCACUUGAUGCUAUUUUGUUAUCUAUUUUAUUUUAUUUUUUUAUUUUUAUUUUUUUACAGAGUUAGACAGUGAGAGAGAGAGGCAGAGAGAAAGGUCUUCCUUCCGUUGGUUCACCCCCCAAAAUGGCCACCACUGCCGGUGCACCGCGCUGAUCCGAAGCCAGGAGCCAGGUGCUUCUCCUGGUUUCCCAUGCGGGUGCAGGGCUCAAGGACUUGGGCCAUCCUCCACUGCACUCCUGGGCCACACCAGAGAGCUGGACUGGAAGGGGAGCAACCAGGGCAGAAUCCGGCGCCCCAACUGGGACUAGAACCCAGUAUGCUGGCACCGCCAGUGGAGGAUUAGCCUAGUGAGCCGCAGCACCGGCCAUCUAUUUUAUUUAAUAAUUCUAGAUAUUCUAUGACAAGUAAAUAUUAUCUUCAUUUUCACAAAUGAGGAAACUGAAACCUGGAAAGAUGAAAUGAUUUGGUAAAAUCUCAUUGUCCAAACUAAAAUUCAGUAUUACUUCAUCACCUAACUAAACAUCCUCGAAUUAUAAUUCCACUGUAAUUAGAAUACCACUGUGCUUCUCAUCUACACUCUAUAAAUGACAAGUCUAUUAAUUUUUGCCUUUGAGUUUUGGGGACUGAAGUGAAAAGUAUUUCAGAGAAGAUGAAGGGUGCAUGCUGAUAGCGCCACUUACAAGCUCUCUUCUAAAGACACUGUUACUGAUGAAACGCUGGAAUACCUUCUGAGCUCAUCAUUCUAUGCCACCCAGUUAUGGGUGUCCCAGUGUAGCUUUAUUGAAAAUAUUUUUAAGAAUUAGUAUUUCCAAAGUGAUGAAAGCAUCUACUCUUUUUCCCUAAAUAACAUAGCCCAUUUUUUAUUAAAACAUAUGUAUUAGGUAGGGUCUUGUGGUGCAGCUAGUUGAGCCACCACUAAGUAUGUUUGCAUCCUGUGUUGGCAUGCGACAUCCAACUUCCUGCUGAUGCUCACCCUGGGAGGCAGCAGAUGAUGGCUCAAGUAGUUGAGACCCUGUCCCUCAUGUAGGAGACCCAGCUGAAGUCCUGACUCAGCCUCUGCAGAUCUCCCUCCCUCCCCCUCUCUCCCUGUCUUUCUCUCAUCAUAAUCUUUAAAAAACAGACAAAGCUACUAUAAGUAAUUGGAAAAAGAACCUGUAGAUUUAAAUUAAAGAUUAAGGUGUUAAUGUUAUGCAUUCUUCUGUGCAGUGUAUAAGGCAUCUGAACAAUUUUUGAAACACUUUUCAGGAUUUAGCUUUUCCAAGGACAUAGACCCUCAGUGCUCUCUACAACGUUCCUCCCUUAUCUUCUAUACAAAGUUGGAAUUUAAAUGUCACUUGUCUUUUCAAAAAAACCAACUUGAUUUGCAAUUUGUUUUUAACUAAAUGGGAAAUAUUUUCACUGUUCUUGCCUUAUAAAUUCCUACUGUUCCAACAGUGUUUUUGCUUCUUUCAUCAAAAACAAAUCAUGUGUUGAAUUGGGGACAUUGCUUCACUGCCAGUAGCUACAGAACUUAACUUAAAAAAAGGUUUGCUUCAGGAUAAAGUAGGCCUGUAGGUUUCAUGUUGCCUACCUGACUCCUCACUUUAGAUUUGAAAUCAAACCUCGACUGCCUUUCACUGUACACAAGGCAUAUUAUCCAGAAGGAGGAGGAAGGGAGGGAGAGAAGUGGAGGAGGGCCUCCCCGGCAGACACCACGGAUGCCCCCUUCAUCGGCUGGUCCAGUUCUGUAGGGACUGGCAGAAAGAGGUGUGGGCCUUAGCGGGGUCAGCACCACAGACCCUGCCGGCAGGUUCGGAGCCCCGGGACGCAGGGGUCUCUGGGGCGAAAGUCAUCCAGGAAGCUGCACCAGUUGCUGUGUGAAGAUUCUGCCAUCAAAGGAUAGAAAGGCCUGGGGCAGGGAAGGGAGAGGGGUCCGUUUGGUGCACAUGAGAGGUUCUCCGAGAGAGUUUCAUUUACUGGAAUAAACCAAAUCUAGCCCCAGUUUUGUACUUCCUUGUGGGAGACAUCGAUUUCCCUGAUCCUCCAUUGAUCAAGUGAGACUGAUAAUGCUUCAUGAGAAUUUAACUUGAAGAUGAAAAUUUUGCAUGCAAACGUAUUCAACUCUAACUUAUUCCACAUCUAAAAGAAAUGACUGGGAAGGUGUUUCCAUGAAGCUACUGUCAGCAAAAGCUCAGUCCUUGUCUCCAGUGCUUCAUCAAAAUAGGACGAGUUUGAGGGUAAUGAAAAGAGAAAGUGUACUAUCGAUGCAUGAGGACCUAGCAGACUUUUUGAGUCUCAAGAACUACCACCCUUCUUAGUGAAGAUGGUCUGGGGUUUUUAUUAAAGCCGCAGAGAAGGGGGCUGGUUCCAACAGGAAAUGCAGAAGGAAUGAGAAGUGUUCAGGGUAGCCGUGAUAAGGCCUGGAACUGGGCAGCCAGGCACCAAAUUAGCCACAGGAUUGCUGCUCAGCCCUUAAGAAGGCCUGCUGGUGGAGAGGCUAACCCUAUCUCGCUGGGUUGCUCUGCUCUGCCUGCCUGGAAGACAUGGAGAUAAGGACUGAAGCGAGCUGAGGGCGUGGCCAAUACGGACAGCCAAGGAUGUAGUCUUGAAGCAUGCUGUAACCCAGUGCUUGGUAAAACAUCAACUGGCUAGAGUCGGUGAUGGUAAAGCUACACAUUGGACGUGGCAAGAAGCAACUCCUGCAACUUUUCUAUCACUGGCACCUGGUUACACUCCUGCCAGGUAUGCCCAGAUGGUCACUGAAGGUCAAUGACAAUUUUCCUGUUGGCAUUCUAUGCAGUAAGAUAGGGAAGCCAAAAUUUCUAGAAAUUCAUCUAUUCAGCUCAAAAACAUUGUUCUCAUUUUGCAUAGGGAACAAGGCAACUGAGAAACCUUUAUUUUUCCUGAAGUGAUCUUUGUGCAAAGCAAUAGAAUAAAAUAAGCACUUCUCACAAAGUAGCCCUUUCUGUUGCCACAUCAGCUGACGCACUUGGCCUGUCUCCUGGGACUGUCAUUACCUUGUGAAGCCUAGGGGAACCCAAAGUCCGGUGCACACUAAGAAACACAUACACAGCUCUAUUAGCCUGCACAGGCUGCCAUAACGAAAUGCCAAAGAUUAAGUGGUUUAAAGCACAGAAAUUCAUUUUCUCACUGUUCUGGAAGCCGGAAGUCCAAGAUCAGGGUGCCAGCGUGGUCGGUUUCUUUGGCGGCAGGCAGACUGUCACCUUCUUUUCUGUGUGCUCACGCCAUACUUGUGUGAACAUGGAGAAAGAGCAAGCUCUCUGAAGUCUCUCACAAAGGCACUACUCCCAUCAUGAGAAUCCCAUAAUUACCUCUCCAUUCACAAAGAGCACACUGAGGGGUGAAGAUUUCAACAUAUGAAUGGUGGGGUGGGGAGGGUGCAAGCCUUCAGUCCACUGCAGUUACCUAGUAUAAAUAAAGAUAGUCAUGUAUUAAUCAGUUGUUUCUACUUGCUAAAAGCUGAAAGGGCAUGCAUUUUCAGAAUUUGUCAGAUGUCGCUAUUAGCAAUCGCAUGCAGCUACAAAGACUUGAAACACACAAUCACAUGUGGCCACAAAGACUUGAAACAUACACUUUGAAGAAAUGGGAAGACUCAAUAUUGGAAAAUGUCAGUUUCCUCCAAGUUAAUCUCAAUGCACUUUCAUUGACAACUUUGCAAAAUAACUCUGAUUUUCAUCUGGAAGAAUAAAUGUAUAUCAGUAUCUAAGAAAAUCUUGAAAAAUAAAAAUGAGGGAAGAAUUACCUAACAUUAUGGUGUGGGCAAGAGAAUAAAUAGAUCAAAUAAUUAUGAUAUUUAGAAAAAAAGAAUUUAUGGUAAAAAUAGCUUUAACUCAGUGAUAGAAAAAAUGGAUUAUUCAGUAACUGGUAUUGGGACAACCUGCUAACAGAAUAGAAUUUUUUUUUAGAGAUUUCUUUAUUUUUAAAGAGUGACAGAGAGAUAAAGCUUCUAUCUGCUGAUUCACUGCCCAAAAUGGUUGCAAUGGCCAGCACUGGGCCAGGCCAAAGCCAGUAGCCAGAAGCUUGAUCCAGAUCUCCCAUGUUGGUGGUAGUGGCCCAAGCACUUGGACGUCUUCCACUGCUUUCUCCAGGCCAUUAGCAGGGAGCUGGAUGGGAAGUGGAGCAACCGGGACUCAAACCAGUGCGCAUAGGGGAUACUGGCAUCGCAUGAAGCAGCUUAACCAGCUACACCAAAAUGACAGCCCUAGAAUUUUUUUAAAAGUCAUACUCCAAAAUGAAUCCUAAAGGGAUUAAACUCUUAAAAUAAAAGAAGAAAGGAAGGAAAUAAAUGAGCAAAAAAACUUAUAGAUACUAGAGAAGAAAAUAAAGGUGAAGAUUUUCAAUAACCUUGUAAUAAAGGAGAUUUUUUUUUAAAGUAUGACAAGAAGAGGAGUUAAGUAAAAAAUUGUUAGUGGAAACAUGAAAAUAUUUUCAACAUCACUAGAAAUCAAAGAAAUGCAAGCAACACAAUGAAUAGGAUAUCUUUUUUUGCUUCUCACAUUACAAGAACAAUAAUACCAAAUAUAGACAGGAACAUAACGGCUGGCUACAGUGUUGUUGCAAAGAUGCACUGUUUAUAAGUUGGGACACUCUCGUGUUAUAAUUAUAGCUGACAUGUAUUAAAUGCUGACUAAUUGCCAUUGUCCUGAGUGUUUUGCAAGUUGCCUCAUUUAAUCUUCAGAAUAACCCCGACUCCUAUCAUCUCUGUUUUACUGCUGAGAAAAUGUAAGUGUAGCUACUACAGCUCAGAGAUGCCAGAGUAGGAUUCAAACCCAGAAAUCCGACUUAAUGUGCAUACAUGAUAUAAAUGCAUUCAAAUAAAAGUGUUAAGAUUUUUUGUUAACAAUGCAUGCAGUCCCUUUGCCCUGUACCUAAAAUCCUGGGAGUAUAUGUGUUUCAGAAUUUCUCAGAUUUGAAAAGCAUGAUGUAUAAUAUAUGCACAGUGUGUGAGUUUUACCCUCCCAUGGGGCAUUAGAACAACAUCCCACAAUCCAACAAUAAUUUUCCAGUGUACAUGAAAAUAAAUGUUUACAUGAAGUCAGACGUGUAAAGGUAAUACAUACCUUGUUGCAUAGGUUUUAUUGCCAAAUAAGUUCACAUCGGGAUUUCUCACCCAGUGAAUUACAAAAAGCAUUUUUCAGAGCUUUCUGUAUUUCAGAACAACAGAUUUAAAAAUUACUGUUUUAUAACACUAUAAAUAAAAGGCAAAAUAUUGAAAACCGUUUAGCAAAAGAACUUUCUUUAGCAAAAGAACUGAUUAAGUAUGCUUGUUUAUAUUCAAUGAAACAUCUAGGCUCAAACUUCCAACUUUUGUUCUUGGGUGUAUGUGCUGAAUUACUGGUCUCAGCUGAAGUGAGUCUUUUCUCAAUUUGACUUGCAAAUUCUAUUGAAAUCUCCUCUUCCUGUGAUAUUUUUCCUUGUUGAACAUCUUAUCAGCACAAGGUUAGAAUUUUCCUUGCCAAGUAAAAGAGGAACUACUCAUAAUAUUGAGUUGAUGAAAAACUAGAUUUGCUGGUUUAACAUACUAUGAAUUACAUGUUCUUCUUUAUGCCUUAGCCAAAGUCUGAAAGAGUCAACUUUCCUGAUCAGACAACACCUGAUCAGCCAACAUCCCAGGGGAAAAAAUCCGAAGCAUAAGGUUCCCACUUGGCUCCCCUUUGACUUAUUUUUUUUUCCCCUAGUUCUCAAAACUCUACAAGAGCAUGGAUUUUUUAAAAGGUGGGACGGUUAGAUGGGCCCUCUGUGUCUCUCCAAGAUUGUCUAUCUAUUAAAUACGUAGCAGGUUGUUGGUGUGAUUAAAUAUUUGCUCAUGCAAAGUUACAGUCUUGUUUCUGGUAUUAGAAAUAGACCAGGCUUUUGUUGUGUUGUGCUGUGAUUUCCCCUAACUUCCUCUUUGUAAGCCACAAAAUCCUCUUGUUAAAGCAAGGUCAUGGCUGGCACCACACCCUAUUUUCUAUAUUGCAAAAUAGGUAACUGGGCCAAAUGACGAGAGCCAUUUUCCUGUCACUGCCUGCUCAGAUGAGGCGCUGUUCCCCAAAGAAGAUCCAGAGGUGCAUCUGCCAGCCCUCAAAGUGCUUUACUGAGAGCUAUUUGUCCCACACUGCGUGCUAGCCAGUUUGCUGUUUUGUUCUACCAGGCCUUUCCAUUUAGAGCAAGUCCUGCACUUGCACCCACAGGUAGUGCGGGAGAAUCUAAAUCAACAGUGUCUGAAUCACCAGGAAGAAACUGAAGCUGAAACCAAAGGAUACUUAGUUAUAUUUCAGUGGCAAGAUUAGUUAUUCUAAUCAACUUCUACUGAUUGGGACUGGGGGAUUGGGAGCAAGUAUAGUUUUUUGUUUAUUUUAUUAUUUUUUUAGUUAUUUAUUUAUUUGAAAGGCAAAGCAGCAGAGAGAAAGAGAAGGAGAGAGAGAGAUAUCUUCCAUCCACUGGUUCACUCCCCAAAUGGCCACAACAGCCAGGGCUGGGCCAGACAGAAUGCAGGAGCUCAAAAUUCCAUCCGGGUCUCCCACAUGGGUGGCAGGGGCCCAAGCACUUGGGCCAUCUUCUGCUGCCUUCCUAGGUAUGUUAGCAGGGAGCUGCAUCAGAAGUGGAACAGUGAGGACUCGAACCUGCAGUCUGUAAGUGGCGCCCUAAUCCAGUGUUCUACACACCAGCCGUGUAUUUUUUCAUUCCUGAACUGUGUGGCAUGUGCAAUAUACAUUGGCUACAAAGCUAAUAACCUUUUAAAAUAUCUGCUUGUACUUAGACUGAGAAAUUUCAACUUUGACUUAUUUUCUUCUGCAGUUGAUCAUUGUCCCCUCAGAUUGAGUGAUUCUAUUAGAGAGUCCAUACUAAAUCCUUUGGAAGUUCAGAUGGAUCUUACCAAAUUCACUUUGGUAUUCCAGGGCUUUUCACAAAUAAAACUGACUCAAACCUAAUGACUCUAAAGUUUAUUGUGAGGGAAAAAAGCCUAAUUAUCCAGCAAGGGCCCAUGAUGUUCAUUAUGCUAGGCACUGAGGAUUUAAUGGUGACAAUAAAAAGAAAUAUAUCUGCUCUUAUGUAAUUUGCAGGCCAGUGGGGGAAGCAUAUCUUCCUCCAUAAUGACACCAUCAAAUAUAACGCUGCCACUGUAAUAAAUGCUCUGAAGGAGCGGGACCUGCUUCUGUACAGCUGCCUGAUACGAGUAUGAGGAUCUGACCUGGUUGCAAGACUGGGGAGGAUUUGCUGAACUGACAGGAGCUAGGAGCUGCGACCUACAUGAUAAACAGGAGGUAUCUAGGCAAGGCCUAAUGCUGGGAAGAGGACCCAUCUGGGCUCGGCUUGGGCAAGAGAGGGCCUGAACUAAAGAACUGAAAGAGAGCGUGGGGAGGAAGAGAGAGAUGAGGUGGGUCUGGCCCUGGAGGGACUGCCAGUAGUUACGGCUUACACACAGGAGCUACUUCUGUAAAUGUGUGGGAACAAAUGUAGGAAGAGAGGGAGAAGACGUCCCAUCUUUGUCUUGCAAGUCUACACCAUAAGCAGAACUGUGGGACUCUGAACAUAGGAAAAUGUUAGAAGACUAGGGUUUGGGGAAAGUAGAGUGAAAAUCCAACAUCAAGAAAGACUCCUUCCAGGGGUGGGGAGAGAGAAAGGUGCGAGAGCAGAGAGACCAAUGGGGAUGGCCCAAUAAUGACGAAUUGUAGCCAGAGCCACUUGAAGAUCAAAGAGCUAUGGGGGCUGAGCUGCCUCCGCGGGG
Messenger RNA from Oryctolagus cuniculus (rabbit), 16926 nucleotides. The record is from RefSeq and is a predicted model, not a curated record. NCBI's taxonomy places the organism in Eukaryota, Metazoa, Chordata, Mammalia, Lagomorpha, Leporidae.